Sardina pilchardus (European sardine) is the source of this 4142-nucleotide messenger RNA. RefSeq names its product solute carrier family 38 member 10 (gene slc38a10). Gene Ontology annotation, molecular function: L-amino acid transmembrane transporter activity. The transcript is spliced from 19 exons. NCBI's taxonomy places the organism in Eukaryota, Metazoa, Chordata, Actinopteri, Clupeiformes, Clupeidae. The coding region runs from base 369 to 4142 and encodes 1257 amino acids. The record is from RefSeq and is a predicted model, not a curated record. Gene Ontology annotation, biological process: amino acid transmembrane transport.
CUGGUUACGCAUUCAGGAAGUUAUUUUAAAGACUAAAUUCUUUUUGAUAUUAUAAAUAUGACAUGAACUUUAAAUAAUAUACAACUGCUCUAAAAUUUUCUAGUCCCCUUUGUCGCAUCAUUGUGUCUAUGGAGAAACGCUCUCCGAUGGUGACAUAGGUAAUUUCACGAACAGACUUCAAGACGUGCGCCACGUCAGUACCUCUCAGAAGGAUACAGAUUUCGAAAACGGGAGGACGGACAGGAUUGGGUUGAGAGAUUAAACCCCUUAUCAGUUUAUUGGAAGUAAAAAUUAACCAGCGCUCAGCGCUGGCAUUUGUUUACUAAAACUCUCGGACUCCGCAGCUGGGAGUUCACAAAGCUGCAAAAAUGACAGCUUCUAAUUGGGGUCUGAUCAUGAACGUGGUCAACAGCAUCGUUGGAGUUAGCGUGCUGACUAUGCCUUUCUGCUUCAAACAGUGUGGCAUAGUGUUGGGGACUCUCUUGCUGUUCUUCUGUUCUUGGAUGACCCAUCAGUCCUGCAUGUUUCUGGUCCACUCGGCCAGCAACACCAAGCGCAGGACCUACGCAGGCUUAGCUUUUCAUGCCUAUGGAAAACCCUUUAAAGCUCUGGUUGAACUGAGUAUGAUCGGUCUGAUGUUGGGAACGUGCAUUGCCUUCUAUGUGGUCAUCGCUGAUCUGGGCUCCAAUUUCUUUGCCCAGCUGCUUGGCCUGAAGGUGACCGGCGGGUUCCGAGUUCUGCUCCUGAUGUGCGUGUCCCUGUUUGUGGUUCUGCCCCUGAGUCUGCAGCGGAACAUGAUGUCUUCCAUCCAGUCCUUCUCAGCGAUGGCCCUCAUGUUCUACACGCUCUUCAUGUUCACGAUGGUGCUGUCCUCCUUCAAGCACGGCCUGUUCUCUGGCCGUUGGCUCGAGCUGGUCCGCUACGUGCGCUGGGACGGCGUCUUUCGCUGCAUCCCCAUCUGCGGCAUGGCAUUCGCCUGUCAGUCGCAAGUUCUCCCCACCUAUGACAGUUUGGACGAGCCGUCGGUCAAGAGAAUGAGCACCAUCUUCACCUCGUCCCUCAACGUGGUCACAACCUUCUACAUCACAGUGGGAUUCUUUGGCUACGUGAGCUUCACUGACAUCAUCGCGGGUAACGUGCUGAUGAACUUCCCGUCUAACCUGGUGACGGAGAUGAUCCGCGUGGGCUUCAUGAUGUCCGUGGCCAUCGGCUUCCCCCUCAUGAUCCUGCCCUGCAGGCAGGCCAUCAACACCAUGCUGUUCGAGCAGCAGCAGAAGGACGGCACCUUUGCUGCGGGUGGCUACAUGCCCCCCCUGCGCUUCAAAGUCAUCACCCUCUGCAUCGUCUUCGGCACCAUGCUGGGGGGCAUCCUCAUCCCCAACGUGGAGACCAUCUUGGGUUUGACGGGAGCCACCAUGGGAAGUCUGAUCUGCUUCAUCUGCCCGGCGCUCAUCUACAGGAAGAUCAUGAAGAAUGGACUCGCUGCUCAGCUGGUGUUGUGGGUGGGCCUGGGCAUCCUGCUCAUCAGUACCGUGACCACCCUCUCCAUGUCUGGCGGCAACAGCACUGCACCCCCCAAACGCUUCCGGCCCCCCCCGGCCCCCAAGGGCCAAGAUCCCAUCGCCAUCAAACCCCCCGAGCUCCCCAACAUCCAGGGUACCAUCAACGGUCCAGUUCUGACCCGAGGUAAGCCAGUGAUCCCGCCUGUGAACCCUGGUGAACUGCCCAACAAGUUUAAACCACCAAUAAAGAAUCCAGUGGAGGAGCGGCCGAAACCGCCCGCUGAGGGACCGCGUCCAGCGGGGCAGGUACAAGGUGAACCCCCCCAGAUCAAGGGCCCCGUGGAGGCCCACGACGCCAAGGCCAAGGGGGCGGAGGCGCAGCUGAACCCACCUGAAGCAGGUAUCCCCCCAGGUGUGGCGGUCCCGGACGGCGAGGCCCACCGGCACGAGCCGCCCAUCCCGGAGGACGAGGUCAUGGUGGACGCGAGGAAGAACCGCGAGGAGCUCGAAGAGGAGGAGAAGCAGCAGGAGGUGCAGCAGGAGGUGGUGCAGGAGGUGCAGCAGGAGGAAGAGAAGGAGGACGAGGAGGCCCAAGGGGCCGGCCAGGAUCAGGGACUUGCAGCAGAGGAUGCUGGGAAGGCGGCAGCCGAGGAAGAGGAGGAGAAGAAGAAGAAGAAAGAGCAGGAGGUGGUCAAGGUGAAGCCUGCCCCAGUGGAGGUGAAGAAGGGCGCGCUGGACAAACAGCAGCCAGUGGUUGCCGCAGGACAUCCCAACGACGUGCUGGACAAACCCGCUCAGGCCGGCGGAGGAGGAGGAGGAGGGGAGAAGGUUCCGGAACCGGUGCUGGUCCACAAGGAGCUGCUCAAGCCCGACGGGGCCAAAGCAGGCAGCCUGGAGAAGGUCGAGGACCCGCCGGCUCUUGCUAAAAAAGAGGUGGCUCCCGUGGGCCCGGACGCGGAGCUGCAUGAGGGGGCCCAGUCCCAGGACCAGAAGGAGAAGGACGGCGCCGCGGAGGUGAAGGAGGCCAAAGAUGGCGCCCCCGGAGACGACAAGAUGGAGGUCAUUAAAAAGCUUGUUGCAGAGGGUCAGCUGGACCAUGCUGUGCUGCUGCAGGUGAUCCAGGAGCAGCAGAAGCAGCAGCAGCGUCUACUGGACCAGCAGGAGAAACUACUGGCCGUCAUCCAGGAGCAGCACAAGGAGAUCCACCAGCCGCCCAAUGCUGUCGAGGGUGAAGCUGGUGCCAAGCCUGCGGGGGAGGGAGCGGUGGAGGGUGCUGACCCAGCCGCGCAGCUCCCAGUUGGGGCAGCCGUCGUAGGCCAGCAGCCUGGAGUUCCAGAGGCCCUCAACCAGCCUGGAGGUGAAGCUGCUGCUGCUGUUGUUGGAGCAGCUCAUGUAGCGAAGCCCCCCCAGGCUGCGUACUUGGAGGACAGCGCCGCCCAAUUGCCACUAGAUGGCGCCGUGCCAGCGGCCAAACAGGAAGUGGCAGCGGCCAAACAGGAAGUGCCAGCGGCCAGAGAGCCUGAGGUGGCAGGGGCGGCGGUGCCUGCGCCGGAGGUGGUCAAGAAAGAGCUGGGCGCCCGCGGGGUGCCCUUGCGUCGACACGUGCCCGACCAACCGCUCCACCAACCCGAUCAGCAACAACAACAAGCACAACAACAGCAACAGCAACAACAACAACAACAGCAACAGCAACAGCAGCCACUGCAGCAGCAGGCGGUAGUAGCCCAAGAGGACGCCUCGCUGAAGCUGAAACUCGGCGAUCCGAGCGAACAAAAGCAGCGAGAGAACGAGGAAGUGGCGGAGCGCAAGAGGGAGAUGCUGAAGGAGCAGGUGGAGGCGGCGGAGGUGCAGCGGCGUCUGCAGAAGGAGCUGGAGGCGCAGCGCGAGGAGACGGAGCGGCUGGCGCGGGAGCGGCAGCGGCAGCAGCUGGAGGAGGAGAAGGCGCGGCUGGAGCUGGAGAAGGAGAAGGCGCAGCUGGAGCUGGAGGCCGAGCGGGCGCGGCUGGAGGCCGAGAGGCUGAGGCUGCAGCUGGACAAGGAGAAGGCGGAGCGCGAGGCCCAGGAGCUGGCCGAGGCCGAGAGGAGGAUGCGCGAGCAGCGCCUGCAGCUGGACCAGGCCAGGGCGGACGCCGCCGUGGACGCCAAGAGCGCCCGCGAGAGGAUCAACCAGGACGCGGAGAAGCCCGGAGCGGUAGGAGGAGGCGCGGGGGCCGCUAUCGGAGCUGCUGCCGUCGUUGGAGGAGGAGGAAGAGGAGGAGGAGGAGAAGGAGGUGCUCCGGGGGUCCUCGAGCCGCAGCCGGUGAAGAACGGCGGCCGCGACCUGAAGGUGAACGUGGACGACGGCCUCGCCCAGCUCUCGGAGGAGGAAGAGGAGGAGGACAAGAUGAAGAACCAGGCGCUGAGCAGGGACCACGCGGCGCCCGGCGGGAUGGACCUGAAGAGGCGGCGGCGGAGGAACGCGCGGACCGUACGGGGCGAGACCGAGGCGGGCGCGGGGGAGACGGGGGCGGUGGCCGGGCUGGAGUCGCUGCUGGACAUCAUGGGCCCACAGGACCUCCACGCCGCCCUGGAGAGCCAGCUGCUGGGGGAGACCCUCGUCCACACACGCCAGAUCAAAGAGAGCCACGCCAACGAGGAGUAG